UCUCAUGGCCCCCUUCCGACCCGGGUUCUCUGUUGGGUUGGCCUCGCUCUCGCUGACGCCGCCGCUGCGUCUUCCUCCGGCAAGGAUCCUUUGACGCCAUAUAUCCUGGACCAAAUCAGCAAGUGCGUACGCAUCGAUGGCACGAUGUGGUUUGCCGCCGGUGCCAGGAUGCGGCUGCAGCGACGGUUGGGGCGCCGCUCAAGCUGUGCGUGGGUCAACGCCGCUGCGCGCCGUCGGCGGGGAACACCGGCGCUCAGAAGAUUAGCUAUAUUUUGGCGUUGGGCUCAUGAUCUCGUGUUUGGGUGCGAAAACACACGAAAUCCUUUCAGCUUGAUUUUGUGAUUUGGUUUUAUCUCUGGGAAUGCUCGCUAAUGGGCUGACCGUCGCUGUGAAGAGACUAUCCAAUUGUUACAUGUAUGACAAGGAAUUCCAACGUGAGGUUGAAUGUUUGCUCAAGGCGAAUCACACAAAUAUAGUGAGAUUUCUAGGAUACUGCGCUGAUACGCAAGGCACUAUGGCAGAUUUGAAUGGAAAGGUUGUCAUGGCAGACGUGCAACAAAGGUUGCUCUGCUUUGAGUACCUGCCUAAAGGAAGCCUCGAUGGGUAUAUCCAAGAUGCAUCUGGUGGACUUAACUGGAGCAAGCGGUAUAAAAUAAUUAAAGGGAUCUGUGAGGGGUUAAGUUAUCUUCACCAGAAAAAAGUCAUCCACCUAGAUCUAAAACCCGCGAACAUAUUGCUAGAUGCUAAUAUGGUAGCCAAAAUCUCUGACUUUGGUCUAUCAAGAAUCUUCGAGGAAGAUAAGAGCCGUUUCGUUGCUACAAAAGUGGGUGGAACGCUAGGAUAUUUGGCUCCGGAAUUCACUAGUAAUGAGAUCACACACAAGUUUGACUUGUAUAGUCUUGGUGUUAUACUCGUAGAGGUUUUGACUGGAAAGAGGGGAUAUCAAGCUGUCGACACUGUACUUGAAAGUUGGAGUAAUAGAUUGGACAAAUCACAGGGAGACACCAGUUUCGAACAAAUUCGAGUAUGCACAGAGAUAGGGAUGGAGUGUAUUGACACCAACCCAGAGAAGCGACCAGUUAGUAUACAUCAUAUAGUUGCUCGGCUGAAUGAAACAGAAAGUAGUCAGCAAGCCGUAAAGCCCUCGGGACACCUGGUGAAUCUAGGUUCCAGCGAUCUUCUUGAAGUCCAACCAUUAGUUCUUCGAUUUCCAUUCGAGCCCAACAAGUCUAUACAGUGCUCACUGCUGCUAACCAACAACACAGAUGAGCAUGUCCCAUUUCGUCUUAUAAACAAUAGCGGGAACAAGAUGUGCUUCGUGAGGCUGCCACUAUUUGGCAUUGUGCUGCCGAGGUCUGUCUACACUCUUGUUGUGACAACAUAUAAGCAGGAGAAGCUUCCAGAACAUAAAUACUUUGAUUUGAUCCUGGAGAGUACUAUAUUAGGUGAUGAGCACAACUGGUCAUCUGAAACAUAUGAGCAGGAUGAUUUUUUUGAGAAAACCAAAAAGAUGGGGCAUAUGGUGCGUGAGGUGACACUGAAAGUUGUUUGUACUCCACAACGAGGGAUUAUAACGUCUGAGGUUUUACAUGUGGACAUACCUUACAAGGAUAUAAGUUGCUGGGACAUAAACCCGACGAAGCAAUGGAUAAUAAUCGGACACAAGUAUGGACGCAUUCGCCUCUGGAGCUAUGAGACACAGAAGCUAGUGGGUUCGUUUAAAGUCUCAAGGGAAAAAGUCUCCUCCAUUAAAUUUAUUGAAUGGAAGAAAUGGUUUGUGGCUGGGACAAAAGAUGGUUUCAUCCACGUGUACAGCUACGAUAAACUGAAAAAGAUUAAAAGUUUCAGAGCUAAUACUGAAGCUAAAUCUGUCAAAACACUGGCCGUUCAUCCAACCCGGACGUAUAUGUUGUCAGUGUCACCUAAAUGCAACCAGGCAAAGCUUUGGGACUGGAACAGGGGCUGGGAGUGCAUCCAAACAUUUAUGACGGAAUACUCUACUGAACGCAUGUUCGUAUUUAACCCGAUGGGCAUUACCAUUGCUAGUGCUUCAGAGCACACAAUUAAGAUGUGGGGCCCUGAUUCAGCAGAAUCUAAGUACUUUCUGUCUGGGCAUUCAAAAAAAGUGAAUUGCUUGGAAUUUUUCACAUGUAAUGAUCAUCAGUAUUUGAUUACGGUCUCUGAUGAUUGUACUGCGAAGAUAUGGGAUAUAAAGAAAAGGACGUGUGUUCAUACACUCGAAGCUUUCAUGUCUAGAGUAAUGUAUGUCUAUUCCUCUCCAAAUCUCCCGAUCCUAAUUACAGGUUCCUGCAAUGGUACUGUGCAUUUGUGGAACUCUGCCAAUUUCAGGGUUGAGAAAGUCUUUCAAAAUUGCUGUGCAUCUGUAUGUCGACUUUCUUGUUUGAUGGAUCCACAAAGGGUUGUCAUUGGAUAUGCAAAUGCAAUUUCAGUCAUGUGCUUUGGUAAUGUGGGCUUUGAGCCAGGAUCAACGGAUUCUUGUGAGCAUAAGUUAAAUGCAGAUAGCGUACUAGGAAACACAACAUCUGAGGACUCUAACAUGUCUGCUCCGGAGAAAUCGAUGGAAGUUGACUACCUGUCAAAGGUGAUCGUAGGCCCCGGCAGGCUACCUGAUAAUGUCCAUCUCCAGUCGCCCUCACUCGAGCUAGUAAACAAUACAGACCAACACGUGGCAUUUAGGUUCAAGCGGAAAGGCGGUAUUUUGCAUGCCAAAUCCACUCACACUAUCGUUGUAGGAUGUACAGAUGGAGUGAUCCUUGAGUGCAGCAUAUUGGGGGAUAGGUACGUGACAUUUAAAGAUCAGUCUGAGUGUAAUGAAUUUUUCGAGGAAGCCAAAGAGAUGGGGAAUGUUGUGCAUGAGCUGGCACUGGAAGGUAUUUUUACUCGCCAAGGAGAGACACCAUUUCCGGCAAUCCCACCUAUUACAAAGAUCAUCGUGGGUCUGAGCCGUAAUGAUUUUGCCGAACUGUGUGCCCUGGAUGUACACCCAACAGACCGAUUGAUUUUAACAGGUUAUGAAAGUGGAAGCCGCUACAGUGAGGUUCACCUUCACAAUUAUGAUACGCCGGACAUGGCCCCUCUGCACACAGUCUGCGGUACAAAACCUUAUUGCGUUAAAUUUGUUGCACAAAAACAACAGUUUGUAGCUGGGACAUCUGAUGGUUUCAUCCAUGUGUACAAUUAUGGAAGGGAUAUUCAAAAAAUAAUUAUUUUCAAAUCUGCUGACUACUUCGAUAUAAGACUGGCCGAUCAUUCAACCAAAUCGUAUGUUAGUUCACUAUCAGCUGGCCCGAUAAAACUUUGGGGCUGGAACAAAGGCUCGCCAAAUCUCAUUAACGAAAACACGGACUGGAAGUGCACACAAACAUUUGAGGCCGUACAGUAUUGUCUUGAGUGGCCUGCUGUAUUUAACCCGAAGGACACGAACUGUUUUGUUGUUGCUUCAGAUGAUUUCACAAUAAAGGUUUAAGUUUCUCUUUUUUCUUU
Molecule: messenger RNA, 3504 nt
Organism: Lolium perenne
Lineage: Eukaryota; Viridiplantae; Streptophyta; Magnoliopsida; Poales; Poaceae
Source: RefSeq, a predicted model, not a curated record